Rhipicephalus sanguineus (brown dog tick) is the source of this 1716-nucleotide messenger RNA. Its product is annotated as histone-lysine N-methyltransferase SMYD3. The transcript has 12 exons. The record is from RefSeq and is a predicted model, not a curated record. Gene Ontology annotation, cellular component: nucleus. Bases 82 to 1332 code for a protein of 416 amino acids. Gene Ontology annotation, molecular function: protein binding. NCBI's taxonomy places the organism in Eukaryota, Metazoa, Arthropoda, Arachnida, Ixodida, Ixodidae.
UCGACGAGCUCUGGAGAGACAGACUGACGACGGCUGUCCCGUCGGUGGGAACGUCGCUCUCCGGCCAGUUCAAAACACAGCAUGGCUAUGCUGUCGUACAAGCCAGGAGAUCUGAUCGUCUCGUCUACGCCGUUCGCAUACGUGGUGGACCCACUGAAUGGAGCCGGCAGGGUGUGCGAUUACUGCUUCAAGAGGUGUGAGAGCCUCAAGCCUUGCGCCCGGUGUCGCGUAGCACACUACUGCAACAAGCUGUGCGAGGCGUCAGCCCUGUCCGAGCACGUGCCUGAAUGCUGCUACUUCGAGGAAGUGUUCCCCUACAUUCCAGACGUCACUGUGCGCCUGCUCACUCGAAUUGUCCACAAACUGCAGAAAGAACGGAUGAAGGACUGCAAGGAAAUGGUGCAGGGCGACAUGCGGACGCUCGAAGAGAUGGAGUCGCACUCGAAUGACAUAAUGAACGACGCGGUGAUGCUGCCGAAGUUCCAUGCCAGUUGGGCCACCGUCAAGUACAUUUUAGGGGAGGAAAACGUGCCACCUUUGCUCGACGGGGUGGAAAUAUUCGGCAAGAUGGUAAUCAACAGGUUCUGCAUAACGGACAGCGACUUAAAGCCCGUCGGUCAAGGCCUGUACAUCGGGGCAUCCAUAUUUGAUCAUUCCUGCGACCCGGAUGCGGCCUACGUGUUCGAAGGAACGCGUCUCACGGUCAGGGCAACCAGGAGCCUUAACGUGAACAGCGUGCGAGAGAUCUACAUCUGCUACGUGGACAAGCUUCUUCUCAAGGAGGACAGGAUAGCGGCGCUGCAGAGGCAGUACUACUUCACUUGCAACUGUGUCUUCUGCAAGGAGGACGCGAGGGAUCCAUUUACCGAAAAGUGGAGUGGCUUGACAGAGUGCGUCCGCAACCUGCAGCUGGAGCUGGACAAGGCAGAAAGCAAGGCAGACGUGGAACGCAUCGCGAGCCGGUGUCGCGAGAUCUUGGAGUGCCAGUGCAAAGAGCUGCCCUCCAAUGAUGUAGCCAAGGUGGAGGCCCUGCUGCUGGGAUUCCAGUGCGGCACCAGGCUGGCCACGAACGCCGAAGCCAUCGGCUUGGCGCUUCAGGUCAUGGAGAUUAUGAGGAGUUGCUAUGGCAUGUACAGCCCCAUCUACGGCCUUCAUCUAAUGCACAUUGGAAAACUGUACAACGCUUCUGGAGACAAUGUCAGCGCAGAGAACUUCCUACAAAUGGCAAGCUCAAGCAUCGCGAUCAGCCACGGUGCGACACAUGCGACUUAUCGCGAACUUCAGCAGCUCCGAAAGUUGAACCGCAGAGGCAUUCCUGGCGGCUGCAAGUGACUGACUGCGACAGGACGGCUACAACGGGAAUGCGGGCACUACACGAACAUUUCUCCUACUCAUACACAUGCAUAGAAUUAUGUUCGUAUGAAAUAAUAUCUCGUAAAAGAAAACACCAACCGAUGAUAAUGUUGGACAUAGUAAAGGUGGUCGGCCAGUGGAAAAGAGGACUUACGAACGAAAACACCCGUGAAUCGGCCCUAGUUUGUGGGUAGUUGAAUAAUGAAAAAAAAAAAAAAAGAUAGUGAUGCCGUGAUGUCAGACCUCAGUGCAAAGGUGGAAUCAUCACACAAAAACAUCCACCUUGUAAGCUUUGGUCCCUCCUACACCACACUUUCUUUUUUGUUUUGUUUAGCGCUUUUUCAAUAAAAGGAGAGAACUCAG